Molecule: messenger RNA, 5299 nt
Organism: Centropristis striata (black sea bass)
Lineage: Eukaryota; Metazoa; Chordata; Actinopteri; Perciformes; Serranidae
Product: gamma-aminobutyric acid receptor subunit beta-3-like
Exons: 10
Coding region: 159-1682 (507 amino acids)
Biological process (GO): monoatomic ion transmembrane transport; nervous system process; regulation of membrane potential
Cellular component (GO): synapse; membrane; GABA-A receptor complex
Molecular function (GO): neurotransmitter receptor activity; GABA-A receptor activity; extracellular ligand-gated monoatomic ion channel activity
Source: RefSeq, a predicted model, not a curated record
CUUUUUUUUAGCCCCUCUGCUCUCUCAGUCGACUUUCUCCUCUCGGGCAAUCAAUGGAUUUCCUCUGAUUUGGAGAGCGUCCGGAACCGUCUCGACUGUUGCUGUUGUUGUGGUUGUAAACAACGAGGGGGAAAAGAGGCAAAAAAUAGGAAAGGGUGAUGUUUGCUUUGCACCGGGUUCGUCAAUUCCGCGUCUUGUCCGCACUGGUUGUCGGUUCCAUUGUGUGUUGCGCAAAAAGCGUCAAUGAACCGGGCAACAUGUCUUUCGUGAAGGAGACGGUGGAUAAACUACUGAAGGGGUAUGAUAUCCGACUGAGGCCGGACUUUGGAGGGGCCCCUGUUGCAGUCGGGAUGAGCAUAGACGUGGCCAGCAUAGACAUGGUGUCAGAAGUCAACAUGGACUACACGUUGACCAUGUACUUCCAACAGUACUGGAGGGAUAAACGUCUCGCCUACAUAGGAAUCCCCCUCAACCUGACCCUGGACAACAGGGUGGCCGACCAGCUCUGGGUCCCCGACACCUACUUCCUCAACGACAAGAAGUCCUUCGUCCACGGAGUCACCGUGAAAAACCGAAUGAUCCGCCUGCAUCCGGACGGAACCGUUCUCUACGGCCUCAGGAUAACUACUACCGCGGCAUGUAUGAUGGAUCUCAGGAGGUAUCCCCUGGACGAACAGAACUGCACUCUGGAGAUAGAGAGCUAUGGCUACACCACAGACGACAUCGAGUUCUACUGGAAGGGAGGCGAGUCGGCUGUAACGGGGGUGACGCGGAUCGAGUUGCCUCAGUUCUCCAUUGUCGAUUACAAGUUGGUGUCCAGAAACGUAGUCUUUUCCACAGGUGCCUACCCUCGACUGUCUCUGAGCUUCAAGCUAAAGAGGAACAUCGGCUACUUCAUCCUGCAGACGUACAUGCCAUCGAUCCUGAUUACCAUCCUCUCCUGGGUCUCCUUCUGGAUAAACUAUGACGCGUCAGCAGCCAGAGUGGCUCUCGGGAUUACCACGGUGCUGACAAUGACCACCAUCAACACCCACUUGCGAGAGACGCUGCCCAAGAUCCCGUACGUCAAGGCCAUUGACAUGUACCUGAUGGGCUGCUUCGUGAUGGUCUUCCUCGCGCUGCUGGAGUACGCCUUCGUCAACUACAUCUUCUUCGGGAGGGGUCCUCAGAUGCAAAAGAAGCUGGCGGAGAAGGCGGAGAAAGCCAAUAACGAGAGGGCGGCCAAGUACGAUGCUGCAAGGGAGGCAGGUAGUAGGACCGCGUCCCUAAAGCGGUCCAAUCAGGUUAAAGGUCUUCGCCACUCACGCUCGGCGGAACCGCACGGCCACGGGAACAUCCUCCUCACCACCCUGGAGUUCACUAACGAGGUGGCGGGAGGCGAGAUCACCACCAGCUUGGCGGACAUUAGGAACUCUCAGUCCAUGGUGCAGCUGGACAGCACGGCUUCAACGCACAUCCAGUACCGCAAGCAGAGCGGCGGGAUCGGCCCGCGCUCCGCCAGCCGGCACUCCCUGGACCGCUCCGCCCAGAUGAAGCGCAGCCGUCUGCGGAGGCGGUCUUCGCAGCUCAAAAUCAAAAUCCCAGACCUGACAGAUGUGAACGCCAUCGACCGCUGGUCACGGAUCAUCUUCCCUUCUGUUUUCUCACUGUUCAACCUCAUCUACUGGCUCUACUAUGUCUGAUUGGAAUGUUUUGUUGAGGUGUUCGUUGUUGUUUGUUUUAUUUUUUGUUUUUCAUUUUGUUUCUUUUUCUUCCUUUUUUUGUUGCUUUUAUACAUGAUGGAAUUUGUCGAGUUAAAGACUGCAACUUCAAGACAAAAAAGAAAAAAAAACAAACAGACUGAGAAAAGACUACUGAGUUCUGGACCAAGUUCUUGUCAAAGUUGUUUUUAUAUUUGCAGUCUUUGAAUCCUUAGUAUCGAGGUCUUUUUAUUUUCUAAAGUAUGUACUGUAAUUGGGACUUGUGUCGGUCAUUUCCCAACAUUUGCCCUCUCAGUAAUGUGUAAAUAGAAAGAUACAAAGCCAGCAACUAAAUAAAUAAAUAAUACAAAUCUAGCAAAAAACAAAAACAAAGACAAUAGCAGUUAACGCAAUGAUUUUUCUAAAAAAUUAUAAUUUAUACUACACAGGUGAUCAGAUAAAUGCAGGCAAUUCCAAGUCCAUGAAACAAACUAAUGUAUGUUUGACUGGUACCCUAUGCACUAUUAAUGCAUGCAAUGAUCAACCAUAGUGGAAAAAUAUUGACUCCUUUUUUGCCUUGGAUUAUGUCGCAACUUUACAGAAGACUCUGCUGAUGUGUAUUUGUUGAUAAUAUACAUUUUACUUGUCAUACAGUGAUCUGGUAAAACUUUACCCAACACAAUAACUUAAAGUCGAGGAUUUUGUCCUCCGUUCAGGAUGAUUGUGACUCAGGUUCUGAAUCUUUUGCUAUCUGACAGAAAAGUGUCACUUUUGGUAAUUUGAUAAGGUAAACAAAGCACAAGUAUUAACAAAACUGCCAUUUUUUUCACGUCUACCUUCUUGCAACAGCGCUUCAAGUGAUAGCAUGACAGAAUUGCACUCAAAUUUAUCAAACUUCCUCAAAAAAAAAAACACUUUAAUUUAAAACAACUGCCAAGGGCCUUUUUGGGGCGAAACGGUUACUCAACCCAUGAAAUAUUAUGAUAUUUUUGUACUCUGUGUCUUCAGGUAUUCAUUUGAUUUUCCUAACCUGUCUUCUUCUUUUUUUUUUUUUUUUUUUGCUCAACUGUUGUGGUGAUAGAUUGGAGGAAUGGAAACCCAUGUUUUUGUACAUAAGUACAUAGGUGUGUAUAUACAUAAAUGUAUAUAUAUAUACUGUGUGUGCAACCCAAAAUGAGAAUGAUCUGAGCAUUUUGGGGUUGUCAUGCUGGCUAUUUACUGUCAGAAAAUUUAGUGCAAAAAAAAGAAGAAAAAAAAAGGACAAGGAUUAAACAAAUUAACCAAGAGGUCAGUUUCAAGCAUCAGUUAGUUUUUGAGCAUUUGUGAGCACAUCUCAAACAUCCCACCACGUUGAAGACCACUCUAGACACUGUGUGUACGUUCACCAUGCAUUCCAGAGCUGCUGUAUGCGUCGCCAUACAGCAGCAGAUGCAAAUGGAUUUCAUUGAUUCGGCAGACGGACCACGAUAACCGGUCUGCUGACUAAUAAGCACAUACUAGCGCUGAAUGUAUCAGAUCCAUUCUUCAGGGAGAGGAUAAUGAGCCAUGGUCAUCAUUUCUCCAUCAGAAUGUAACACGCCCAUUCUUACCAAGAAACAGAGGGAAGAGACGGUGUGUUAAGAGUGUGUGCAUGUGCAUGUGUGUGUGAGAGAGAAAGAGAGAGAGAGAUAGAGAGAGAUGGGAAGUGGAUAAGGAGAGCUGGAGAUAGGAAGGGCGUGGGUAGACCAUUUAUUUUCUGUGCUGCUUGCUCGACUAUGGACAAAUGUCAACGUAUAAUAGUUCUAUGGAUAAAAAUAGCUCUCCUGUCCCACUCUUUUGAUAAACUGUGUGCCAUUCCACCUAAGGUCGCAGAGCAAUCAACCAGUUACAACUCAUGGACGAUGAUGUAAAUUUGUCAUAGAUACAUGACAUACAAACACCGUUUGUGCAUGUACAGAAUACAUGUAGAAAAAAAAAAUGCUACUUGAUAACACUGAGUUUUAUGUGUACAGACUGAUUGAUAUAUGACUAAGAACUGAAUGUAUUGUACUUGGAUUGUUGCUGCACAAAUGCAAUUUUCUUUCUGGAAACAGGAUUGACCUCAACCCUGAUUGAUUAGGGCUCUAGUUGAUUCCACGUUCAAGUGACCCCAAGUUUUUUUUUUUGUUUUUUUUUUGCUGGUUUCUUGUCCUGUUUUCUACUGUGUAGACGGGGCGCAGUGCACAUGUGAUCAAGACAGAAGAAUGAUCCAGUUAGAGAUGAAUGAGAAGUCAAAACAUCUCGCUAAAGGUGCGUUCAGAAAGAAUUCAGAUGGAAUUUUUACUUUGUCAUUUGUGCAAAUUGGUCUUUAUUCCAAUAGGUUCUUAUACCUAAAUGGCCAAUAACUCUCAAAACCACAUAUAUAACUGUUACGUAAAACAUUGUCAAACAGUUUUAUAGUGUUUCAUGAUAAAAAAAACUGAAAACUGAAACUCUGCAUCUAUGCUUCAAGAAACAAGGAGUCGUUGCAGAAAAUUGCUCAGGAAUUAAUAGAGGAAUCAAUAAGAAAAUGUGACUGAUAAGCACAACGAUUAAAGGUAGUGGUAUCAAUAAAAGCCUGAGACAUCAUUAACAUGCAACAAAACUAACAGUGAAGUUAAAUUAACCCGAUAUUGACUUUUCGCUGCACACUGGACAUGCCAUCUGUCUCCCUCUGCAGACUUUGUCGCUCUUUAUACUCCAACAUCUAAUUUCCUCAUUUUCUCCUGUCAUACAUACUUUGGCCACUAGAGGUCACUGCCUGUUAACAAAUGUAAAUGCCAAUUUACCAACUGCACGUUGAAAGUACAGAUUCAUGGGAUGUGCACAAUUUUUGAGAACAUUUUCCACUUGUAUGGACAUGUGUCGAAUCGCUUCUUCCCGUAGACUUUGUAUGCAACUUCUCCGCCACUUGGCGUUCUGUCUGAACACACAGCGAGAGACGAUGUCUUGACUUGGGCACAAUGCAAUGUUUUGUGAUCUCCUGCAAGGCAUGGAACCAGUUUGUCCAAAGAUGUUUCAAGCUGCUUGUGUAGUUUGAAGACAUUUGUAUGAAUGACAUUUCAAAGAAACAGUUUAUGGAGCUUCAGUGUUGUGUAAAUAAGAUAUAAUAAGACAGACUUCUGGAACACUGAAGCUCGAAAAUUACUGUUUUCCUUCCUGGCUUGCGUUGAUUUAAACACUUACUUUCGGGUCAAGUUCUUGCAGUUGGUCAUUGUAUGAGUGAUUAUUUUAAUUACCAGGCUACAGAGUGCAGUUGGAAAGUGAAAGAGACAGAAACUCUCGGUACUUGUUUAUCAUGCAUGCAACUACAAUUCUUAACUUGGGAAGAUUUUUGAAAAAAAAAUAUUUUACAAACUCACUCAUGAGAGCUGCCAACUGCUCGUUUUAGAGAUGACAAUAUGCCAUGUGAGCCUACAUAAAAAAAAAGCAACAAAAAAAAAAAAAGAGUCAUCAAAGACUUCAGGUGUUGUAUGGCCUUGGUCCCAUAAUGGAAUGUGAAAUGUUCUGUGCUGCCACAAAAUGUAUUUAGGCUUAGAUUUAUACUGUAUAUCUCUGUAUGUUUCUCUUCCUUUUUCAAUAGAUUAUCAUGUUAAACCAUCAAAUAAAUUAUAUACAUUGUA